Molecule: messenger RNA, 2157 nt
Organism: Epithele typhae
Lineage: Eukaryota; Fungi; Basidiomycota; Agaricomycetes; Polyporales; Epitheliaceae
Product: WD40-repeat-containing domain protein
Exons: 2
Coding region: 1-2157 (718 amino acids)
Cellular component (GO): preribosome, large subunit precursor
Molecular function (GO): protein binding
Source: RefSeq, a predicted model, not a curated record
AUGCCACAAACGACUAUUCUAGCCGCGUCGCUUCAGUACGGCGUUGUGUCGCGCUCAGAUCCUCUUUCCGGCAAGAUUCUGCAUGGCUACCUCGAUGCUUCCGGAACGUUGAACGGCCUGGGCAUAGGCAACCCCAACGCGGAGUUCUCCCCACAUGUCUCCGCCGUCGCUCUCGCCUCAGUAGGCGGCACUGCAAAGGUUCUGUGGGGAUUCCGCCACGGAGAAGUCGCCGUGACUACCGCGUCGCGUGCCAUGGAACAAAACCGGCCGUCGGCUGCCAAGCUAGUACGCUGCCGUCCGGGGGACAGCCACGAGGGCUCCGUCCAGUGUGUCGCAUGGGCUCGCGGCGGUGAAGGCAGCGUCUUUGUCAGCGGUGGUACCGAUGGCCGCGUCAAGGUAUGGGAAGCGAAGACCCCUCUCAAGUGUCUCUGGACCACCGAGUCGAACUCGCUCGUGCCAGAUCCCUGCAUCCAGGUCGCUAUCAAUGUUCAACAAGGUGUGGUUGUCGCUGGCCUUCGAAGUGGUACCACCCUCGUAUGGACCGGGUUCUCACCAUUGGUCGAUGACAAUUCGGACGUCGCGACGUCCGACCCGCAAGAGUUCCGCCUCAAAGCUCCCGCACCAUCCCAGGCUACACCUGGUUCGUCGCCUCAAGAUCCAGGUACGCUGGAGUUUAUCGACGUCCGCAUCGCCCCCAAAGGGGUCACGACAUCACUCCUCGCCGUGUACCAUCCCACUUCAUUGUUCCAUCGCUUCACGUACGACCCGAGAUCAGGCGAGUUUGAUCGUGUGUUGUUUGGUGAUGAGGCUUCUGGUCCCAUUCGUUCCGUAUACCCGGUGUGGGCCGCCAAGUCGGGCGAACGCGACUUCGUCAUCGCCGGUGAUCAGCUAGGAAACGUAUCGAUAUUCGCCUGGGACGCAGCGCCGACGCCCUUCGAAACGGCUCCGACCUCAACGGCUCAGAUUUCCGCCUCUGUGCGUCCAUUCCAUCGCAUCGUCGCCCACGAAGAUGGUGCGGUCACCGCCCUGGCAUGGAACCAUAUCGUGCUUGUGACGGGUUCAUCUCAAGGCACAGUCAAGACCUGGGACGCUCUGAUGUUCACCCCCCUCCGAACCUUUCCCUCUCCGGCUCCGAGACCCUUUGCCGGAGGCGAAUGGGAUAGCGUCAGCCAGAUCCUCAUCGACUCAGACACCCUUGUCGUUUCCGUCGGCAACAGAGUCCUCGCAUGGAAGGCCGGUCCCGCCGGUCCCGCCAGUCGGUCUAACGGCAAGGGCAAAGGCAUCCGCGUCUCCAGCAGAGCCCAACAUGGCGUCGCCAAGUGGCAGCAACAAAUGGAGAUGUAUUGCGACAUCGCCGAGAGCCGACGAGAGCUAGACGAGGAACGAACCCAUGUCCGACGUUCGAUCGGAAGGCAAAAGGAGCAGCUGUCAACCCUCGCCCAUCUCGGCUUGAACGAAGUCGAGGCCUUGGAGUACGUUCUCAUGCUCAGUCGCGACGAGGAGGAAGAGCGCCGCCGGCGCCAAUCACUGGUCUUCAGGGAGGAUGAGGGCGUCUUCAUGGCUGAUUUUGAAGAAGCGUCGACGCCUAUGGCCCAGCCGAGCAGCACUAUUGGCUCCCGGGCGCCCUCGACCGCCUCAUCGCGCACGUCGUCCUUCUCAACCUCGCCUAGCUCAAGCGGCGGGCAGGCCAGCGCGGCCCCCAUCGGGCGGUCGUACCCGCGAACCGUACCGUCGUCGUCAAACCGCAAGAUCCAAAUUUCACCUCGCGUCCACCCUGAGCCCACAGAGGCCCGCGUUAGCUCCAGUCCCCUAGCGUCGCGCAGCCUGAGCGCCGGCUCUAGCGCCGGCGCCGGCGGCCUGGCGCUCCCCGCUUUUGACGCGGUCCACUUCCCGAGCGUGCCCGUGAGCCGCACGCCGUCCUCCGCUUCUGUCUCUGGGCCCAGCGCGCCUGGCAGCCCCCGUUCGGUGCGUAGCGCGUGGAGCACGCCCCUCCGUUCGCUACACUCGUCCGAGGCGCCGUUGCCAUUGCCAAUCAACAACCAUGGCGCGCUUGCGACUCGGCCUGUGGCUGGUAUCGACGACGACGAUGACGAAGAUUUGAAGUUCGCCAUUGAGCUCAGCCUCGCGGAGGCGCGGAGCCGGGGCGAAGGUAUUUAG